Sphaerodactylus townsendi is the source of this 1310-nucleotide messenger RNA. Its product is annotated as corepressor interacting with RBPJ 1-like. The coding region runs from base 303 to 794 and encodes 163 amino acids. The transcript is spliced from 7 exons. Lineage: Eukaryota; Metazoa; Chordata; Lepidosauria; Squamata; Sphaerodactylidae. The record is from RefSeq and is a predicted model, not a curated record.
CUGCUUCGGGGCGCAAACGAGGUGGCUGCCCUUGAAACAUUUCGUGCUGAGCAGCCGGGACUGUCUCGUGUGGAAAGCCACGUUAAUCCGGGACAGCUGCAAACAGCAGCUACCCAACUUUGCCCCUGUUGCGAAGGUUGCAGUCCGCAGCUAUAAGCAGACAAGGGAAAUUUGGCGGGACUUCUUUUUAAUUAGCCCAGUGCAAACGGUGAAGACGGGAGACUUGAAUGACAUAUAUCUGCCUAUGAUGAGUAUAGUUGCAAGCCUGGGAGGGCUCGUUUCGCUGCAGUUUGGACAUUUAUAUGGAUGACAGGCAUGAAGAGAAAUGUGGGACACUAUGUGCUACUUCACAAGAGGAAACAAAAGUCAGAGAGAGAGAGAAAAGGAAACGGAAACGCAGCAGAAGCAGGUCAUCAUCCAUUUCUUCCACCACAUCAUCCAGUUCUUCUGCAUCUUCCUCUUCAAGUUCUUCAAGCUCCUCUUCUUCACAUAGCAGAAGCAGUUCUAGUAGUAGAGAUUCUCCAAAAUCAAAAUCAAAGAAGAGGAAAAAAGAAAAACAUAACAAAAAGAAGAGGAAAAAAGAUAAGCUGAAGAAAAAGAAAGAAAAGAAAAAGAAGAAAGAAAAGUCAGGACCAGUACAGCUUUCUAAGUACCUAAAGGAUAAAAAGAAGAAUCAAAACUACAGUAUGAUCACAGGAAAGAAAAUUAAGAUGAAAAUAAAGAAAAGUAAAAAGGAUAAAGAGCGAGACCGAAACCGUGCUGAACUCCUUGAUUUCUUGAACUCUGCUUUGUAGUGAAUAUGCUACUAAGCAAGGACCAGUAAGUCUUUCAACUCAUUUGGAGAUCCUGCUUCCCAAGGCACCACAAAUAAGCUCAGAGUGAGGGCUGGAAGAACCCAACGUGUGACAAGCUGAAACUGUGUUGCUGGGGAGAUAGUCGGUACCUUCUUCACAACAGGCAAAAGUCAAGAAUUUGACCAUUUGUCAAGAGCCAUAUUGCCAUUUCUGAGGCUCCCUCAAAAUAUUAUCUCUGGUGACUACUUAAAAAUUGUAUAGUAUUGAAAAUUCUCUAAAGUGAGAUCACAUCAUUGUAUUUGGCAUGCUGUGCAUAUCCCAGGCAGCGUAUACAACUUUACCAUCAGUUGUCCUUUGUCAUUUUUAUGUUAAAACUGAGUGCUUGCAAAUAAGCUGUGUAAAAAGAAGCCUGUGUAUAGAUAUUUUAGUAUUAAAUAUAUUUGUUGUAAAAGCAAAGCAUCUUUUUAUCUUGUGUUUACUGUAGAGAACUGAAUACAACAAUACUUCUUAAAUCAU